Exophiala spinifera is the source of this 912-nucleotide messenger RNA. RefSeq lists its product as uncharacterized. The transcript has a single exon. Gene Ontology annotation, molecular function: oxidoreductase activity. Bases 1 to 912 code for a protein of 303 amino acids. The record is from RefSeq and is a predicted model, not a curated record. Lineage: Eukaryota; Fungi; Ascomycota; Eurotiomycetes; Chaetothyriales; Herpotrichiellaceae.
AUGGUUCACGUCGUUCUCGCUGGUGCUACGGGAAAUCUGGGCCCGGCGGUCCUAUCCCAGCUACUUCAGACACCUUUCUCGCUGACGGUCCUUGCCCGGUUGGGCAGUCGCUCAAAGGUCGCAUUGCCGUCGAGUUCGAACGCCACGAUCAAGGAAGUCAACUACGACGACCCAGAGAGUCUCGGGGCGGCGCUUCAGGGUGUGGACGUCGUCGUCUCAAACCUCGGUUUUCAAAACCUGUUCGAAAAUCAGAAAAAGCUCAUUGACGCGUCUAUCCGCGCCGGAGUGACGCGAUUCAUUCCUUCUGAGUUUGGAAAUGAUACGGCGAACCCUGGGGUUAGGAAACUCCCCGUCUUUGCAGACAAGGUCAAGACUCAAGAGUAUCUGGUCGAAAAGGCGGCUCAAUAUCCCGACUUCAGCUAUUCAUUUCUCUAUACCAACAGCUUCUUCGACUGGCAGCUCCAGAUUGGCUUCAUGGUCAACCUCAAGGAACACACGGCGACUCUGUACGAUGGGGGCGACGUGACCUUCUCGGCGACACGACUUGCCACCAUCGGCAAAGCCGUCAUUGGGGUGAUCAAUAACCUCGAGGCGACGAAAAACCGCGACAUCUAUGUACACGACACCGCGAUCACACAAAACAAACUCAUCGAGAUCGCGCGAAAGCGAGAUGGCAGGGAUUGGACGACGACGACGGUCUCGACUGCCGACGUGGAGCAGAACGCGUACAAGUCCUUGGAGAAGGGUACGCCAUCGGACCUGCUGAGUGCGUCCCUGGGGUUCAUUGCUCGCGCAUGCUGGGGAUCCGGAUACGGUGGGAAUUUCACGCCGAAGCUGAACAACGAUAUCUUGGGCAUUCCUGUCAUGACCCAGUCGGAAAUUGAAGAAAUGGUUGCAGGUAUCAUGGGUUGA